ACAUCUCUACUCGCCCCUCCUCAAAAUUUGAAAUCCCAUAAUUUCCUUCUCCCUCCUCCUUCUCCCAUAAUUAAUAGUGUACCCAGCACAUAUUGUGGUUUGAUUUGACUGGGUUUUUUUCUGUCAGAUUUUCAGUUGUUUGAAGCUUGACUUGCAUGGGGGGAAUCAGAGGCAGUGCUCCCUCGGCAGCAGUGCCUCUGAUUCAAUGUAAACGUAAUGGUGCAAAGCUUUUCCAAUAUUAUUUGGACAGAACUGCUCCUCGUUCUGUUUGUAGAUGGGUUGGAACCCUUGUUGUAGCAGCUGUUUACAUUUUGCGGGUUUAUCAUCUUCAAGGAUUUUAUGUUGUUUCAUAUGCUCUGGGAAUUUUCCUGUUGAAUCUGUUGAUUGGGUUCCUGUCGCCUUUGGCUGAUUCUGACCUGGAAGUUACAAAGAAGCCUUUGCUACCAACAAAAGGUUCAGAUGAGUUCAAGCCUUUCAUUCGUCGGCUCUCUGAGUUUAAGUUCUGGUUCUACGUCACACUAUCAUUCUGUACGGCGUUUGUUGCCACCUUCUUUUCUGUAUUUGAUGUUUCCAUCCUUUGGCCUGUACUACUGUCCUAUUGGAUUGUUUUGUUCAUCCUCACAAUGAGGCACCAAAUCCAUCACAUGAUAAAAUACAAGUAUGUCCCAUUCAGCUACGGAAAACAGAGGUAUGUUGCCAAGAAAUCUUCAGCUAAUAGCCCUAGCCUCGGUGGCCGGAGACAUGUUAGAUGGCCAAGUAUGGGUUAAAACGGAUUUGGCCAUUUACUUGGAAACCCAUUUAUGGUCCAUUUAAAUAAAACAUUCUGACUAGUUUAUGAGCUUACCCGUUUAUAAUUGGCUCAGCCCAUGUAACUUUAUAAAUGAGAAGAAGUGGACUGGCUAUAUCAGGUACGAAUACUGAGCUUCAACUGAAUCUCCAUUUCUGGCAAAAUCAAUACCUGUAUGGACUCUAUUUCAAUCCCUCCUUAACCGAAAAAGAAAAAAAGAAGGGAAAAACCCUUGGGCAACUUCCCACUUCCCAGGCUCCAUUCCAUUCCUUACCAACUAUCAAAUCUCUAGUGACUGCUGAAGCACGGGCAACUUUUUUUGACUUUUGUUUUCUUGUUUUAAUUGUAAAUGUUAUAUUGAACUAUGAUCAAGUUUUCAGAAUUAUAUGUAUGGUUGUAUCUGACAUAUGAGCAUUUGUCCUGCAUUGAAUUCAAAAUAUGGUGGGAGAUGCUUGUUCUGAUCUUCACAAA
Messenger RNA from Malania oleifera, 1258 nucleotides. Its product is annotated as protein RER1B-like. The record is from RefSeq and is a predicted model, not a curated record. Gene Ontology annotation, cellular component: Golgi membrane. Lineage: Eukaryota; Viridiplantae; Streptophyta; Magnoliopsida; Santalales; Ximeniaceae. Gene Ontology annotation, biological process: protein retention in ER lumen; retrograde vesicle-mediated transport, Golgi to endoplasmic reticulum. The transcript has 3 exons. The coding region runs from base 156 to 767 and encodes 203 amino acids.